Molecule: messenger RNA, 1705 nt
Organism: Vitrella brassicaformis
Lineage: Eukaryota; Vitrellaceae
Source: the annotation of a GenBank genome assembly
UCACUGAUCGAACCGCCACUCGGUCCACUGGAAGAAACCGCACGGCUUCUUCUCACCAAUGGGCGAGCAGCUGUAGAAGUAACGACCACGAUUCUUCCCCUAAGUAACACACACACACACACACACACACACACAAAAAGACACAAAGACACGCAUACACACUCCAUCGGUGGGUCGGUCUGUCUGUCUGUGUGUGUGUUUCGGCACCUGGUGUGUGGCCUUCAUGAUGCUCUUGUUGCCGCAGUGGCACAGUGGCGCCUGCUGGAAGCACUCGUGUCGGUGCGAUCGGAAGGUAAGUGAGAUGCGCUGCGACCGGGAGGUCGGGUGAGGAGCCAGACUCUGCAUCCGCGGCACCUCGUGCGUCCUGCAGCACACAAGACGCAGCCAGCCAGCCAGCCAGCCAGGGAGGCAGAAAGACGGGUGACACACACUUGGCAUGGAGAUGUGUUGAGUGUCGUGUUCAUGUGCUGCGUGUGUGCCGACUUACCAGUCCUCUUGUGCCGGAGGCCACAUGAACAGCACUGAAGGAGCCAGCACACACACACACACACAAAUGCCGUGUUGUUUGUGUUCCCCCUGGCUCCCCGCGUACCAUCCCCAUGUUUGAGCAUCAUCGUGACGGUUGUCUUUGGUUCAGUCCGCGACACCAGCCGAAACCGCCUCGUCGCGCCGAAACUAAGGCUCACAAUCAGCGGCCGGGGGCCGAGUGACGUGAGGUGGUCGCUGUGAGCACCCACACAGUCCUGGCCAUCUCGGUACAGGUUGCACAGCACGUAUGACGCAUGCCAUUCCUUCUGCCCGUCGGGCGUCCUGUCCACAGGCAGCCGGCCGUACAGAUGUGGGUGGGUGGAUCGGUGGCCAUGCACGAGAUCCUCGAUCUUCUGCCUCAGUGGCUGCAGAUCGGCCAGCGGCGGCAGUGCGUUGCGAAGACCCUCGAUGUCCGUCGGCGCAUGUUCUUGAGUAUGAGGUGCGUCCUCUGCUGCCGCCGACGAGUGUGAGUCCUGGUUGAGGAGGUAGUAGGCGCUAAGCCGCGGGGUUGUGUGUUUCUUCUUGAACACCCACCAGCUCGACUGCUGCCAUCGCGUCGACUCGCCCAUCAGCACACGCAGGAGGCUGUCGCACUCCUGCUUGCUGAAAACAUUCUGCAUAAGGGUUGCGGGCGCCACUGACGGCAGCUCUGACGCGCGAAUGGUGCGCUUCGUGGCCGCUGCCGCCGCCUUUCUUUCUUUGCUGCCGUCCUGUGGGCUGACGGUCACGGUGAUGUCAGCCGAGCUGCUGCUGCCGGCCGCUCUCAGUCGACUCAUGAGCGACACCGAACCAGCCGCAGGCCGCUCCCUGUUGACGGCCGCCGCCGCCGCAGCAGCAGCGGGCCUGUCGCCGGUGUCAUCAUCGCUGCUUGGCUGGUCCGUCAGGUCCACCAGAUCUCCCUGUGCGAUGGAUGAGUCAGCUUCUACAGCGGCAGGCUGCUGCGGCUGAGGACGAACAGACUUGCGUGCCUCAUCACCUUCAUUAUCAGCAUCGGCGGGAGGGCGUUUGCGUUUCAGCAGGAGCCUGCCAUCGGCCGCAAACGACAAGGUGCUCUGCAUCUAGGGGAGGAGGUAAGCGAAAAGAGACCUGCAGCAUGUCACACACGGAGAGGGACGAGAAUCAAUGGUGCUUUCCUCUUUCUUAGAGGUGAGAGUUGCUCACCUCUUCCUCUUGCUGU